Molecule: messenger RNA, 2120 nt
Organism: Aquila chrysaetos chrysaetos
Lineage: Eukaryota; Metazoa; Chordata; Aves; Accipitriformes; Accipitridae
Gene: AOAH
Product: acyloxyacyl hydrolase
Exons: 22
Coding region: 140-1888 (582 amino acids)
Biological process (GO): lipopolysaccharide catabolic process; negative regulation of inflammatory response
Molecular function (GO): calcium ion binding; acyloxyacyl hydrolase activity
Source: RefSeq, a predicted model, not a curated record
GGUGCUCCAAGAUGGUCAGUGUGGAGAGGCAGUCACCGCCACCGGAAAGGCUGAGGACCCACCAGUCAUGCCCUGAAGGCCAAACGUUACCGUCUGAGUGACCACACUAUGGCAAGGGGAGCAAAGUCCAAAGCAAAGGAUGAGGGGAUCUAGGCAAACAUUCUUUAAUUUAUUCUGCAUCCUCUGGCUCCCGAUUCUGCUGAAGGCUGCCUCUUCCUCCCCUCUCCCCCGUGGAAAUGACCCACCGACUGCUUCACUCUCCUCCGGGCUGUACAAAGGACACACCUGCGUCGGAUGUGUGCUUGUGGUGUCUGUAAUUGAACAGCUUGCACAGUGGCACAACAGUACAGUCAAGGCAGCCAUGGAGAGACUGUGCAACUACAUACCUGAAAAACUGCAAGGCUUCUGUUACGUACUUGCUGAACUCUACGGACCACACAUAGCUGAACUCAUAGACAGGGAAAUGAAUGCCGAUGUGGUCUGCCAUUCCUUGAAACUGUGUAAAGAGGAUCCAGGACAACCACUUUGUCAUCUCUAUGCUCCUCCAAAGGUGGGACUGAGUGCUGCAAUAAAGAAAGCAAAAAGCAUUAUGAAGACUUCUAAGGAUCUGAAAAGCUUCAUGGGGUUCUCAAGUGUAUGUGCAUUUCCUCUUCUGGCUAACCUGUGUGAGAAGAUUAAAUAUGUUAUGAGAAAUAAACUGCCUUUUGAAGAUUUUGAUGGAGAUAAAUUUAGUACUUUCCCGACAUUGAGGGGCUAUCACUGGCGAGGCAGAGACUGCAACGACAAAAACACCACUGUGUACCCUGGCAGACGUCCUGAUAAUUGGGAUGUGAAAAGUGACUCUAACUGCAAUGGCAUAUGGGGUGUGGAUCCAAAAGAUGGAAUUCCCUACGAGGAGAAAUUCUGCAAAGGUGCAGACUCACAAGGGGUCGUGCUGUUGGGAGACUCAGCCGGCGCUCACUUCCACAUCCCUCCCGAGUGGAUGACUGUCACGCAGAUGUCAGCGAAAUCAUUUGCUAAUCUCCCAAUGGCUUUCACCGACGAACUUGACUGGCCCCAGUUCUCAGAGAUCACUGGAUUUCUGAACUCCACCAUCGGAGGCUGGACAGACUCUCUGUAUCUACGUUUACGCAGGAGAAAUCGCUGUAAUCACAGAGACUUACAGAACAUAUCCCAAAAUGGUGGUUCUUCAGGAAACCUCCUCUAUUUAAUAAAAAGCUUGGCCAGAAACCAGCUGUUGGACAAUCCAGCCAUAGUUAUCUAUGCUACGAUUGGGAAUGAUGUCUGCAAUGGGAACCGUGACACGCUGGCUCACAUGACUACACCCAAAGAAAUGGUCUCCAACGUGAUGCAAGCUCUGCGAUAUCUGGACUCCCAUCUUCCAAACAGCAGCCACGUGAUUUUAACAGGCCUGGUAGAUGGCCGCUUUCUCUGGGAUAACCUGCAUGACAGAUACCAUCCUCUAGGGCAGCUGAACAGGGACAUCACAUACAGUCAAAUUUAUUCUUUCCUCGACUGCCUCCAGGUGAGCCCCUGCAGCGGCUGGCUGACCCCCAACGAAACCCUCAGGAAUUUGACCUCAGAGAGAGCUUUACAACUUUCCAAUGUCCUGAAAGAAAUAGCAAGAUCUGAGAAAUUUGCCAACUUUGAUAUUUUCUACAUGGAUUUCCCACUGAGACAAACGGCCGAGGAGUGGCACAAGAUGGGAGGUGAGCCCUGGCAGCUGAUCGAACCAGUCGAUGGCUUCCACCCCAGCCAGAUUGCUGCAGCCCUUGGAACAAGAAUUACCUGGCAGAAGGCGCUACAUGAAUGGCCUCAAGUGCUUGGAAGGGAGAAUCCAUUCAACGACCAGAUUGAAGCUAUAUUCAAAGAUCAAGGUGGACACUGACUUCCAAACUACCAGAGCCCUGACAUGGUUUACGGUGAUGCUUCCCAGUGCAUUGCACAAAACAAGAUGAUUAACAACACACACAAAAAAAGGAGGAGGGCAAGUUAUCGGAGCCAGUAGCAGCAGACAUAACACAACAGCAUUCUUUUUGGUUUGUAUCUCACCUGCACUAGUAUGCUAUGCUUUUUCUGUGGAGCAACAAAAAUAAAAAUCAAAGGAUACCUGCCAGCUA